Medioppia subpectinata is the source of this 966-nucleotide messenger RNA. NCBI's taxonomy places the organism in Eukaryota, Metazoa, Arthropoda, Arachnida, Sarcoptiformes, Oppiidae. The record is from the annotation of a GenBank genome assembly.
AUGCUAAUCAUGCCCGAACAUUGGCAGUUUGUAUUUACUAUGGUGUUGGAUUUUCGAAUGAAGGUGUUGGUACAAGUCGCAGCAGAAUUGAUGGAAAUGAAAAUAGAUACGAAUGGGAUAGAGAUUGAGGAGGUGAUGUUUAAAAAGACACUUAGAAGAGGAUUACAACAAUUUAGCAAGAUUGUAGAAGCUAAGAAAAAACUAGAUUCAGAAGAUGUUUUUUUAUUAUAUGACACCUAUGGAUUCCCAAAGGAUUUGACAAACCUAAUGGCAGAGGAAAAGAAUAUUGAAGUUUCAAUGGACAACUUUGACAAAUUGGUUGAAGAGGCCAAAGAAAAGAGCAGAACCAGGAAGGAGUCACCAAUUACCAUUAAUUUCAACUUUGAGAAAACAGAUGACAGCUAUAAAUAUGAUGGGAAUGGAAUUAGUGCACACUUGCAGGGGAUUGUGUUGAAUAAUGAGCUUGUUGAUAGUCUGGAAGAGAAUAAGAAGGGAUAUUUAAUUUUUGACAGGACAUGCUUUUACUCAGAAUCAGGAGGUCAGGUGGGAGACAAGGGCUUGAUUACAUUUUUAUCGAAUGGGAAGAAAGUAGGUGGAAAGACAUCUUCAGAAUGUACUUUGGAGUUUGAUGAGACUAGAAGAGAAAAGAUCAGGGCCAAUCACUCAGCUGGCCAUCUCCUGGGACAUUUCAUAAGGGAUUUUGUUCCAGAUGCAGAGCAGAGGGGAUCAUACUUGGAUGAAUUUAAAACAACAUAUGACUUCACAUCUAACAAGCUUUCAGAUGAGGUGCUUAUGCAGUUGGAAACGAAAAUGAAUGAUUUUGUAAGAUCGAAUGGAUCAGUUGAAGUUUUGAAUGUUAAAAAGGAUGAACUAGAUUCAUCAAUUACACAUAUGAAGAAUGUAGACUAUCCAGAACUUAUCUUUGUGGAGGGACACAUAUGGAAACAGCAGUCAGUGCAGGAGUGA